AUGCUUAGAUUACAACCAGGUAUCAUCCGUCCAGCUCUACGCUUUCCAACUGCCGGUUUAGCCAAAAGAACCAUCUCUCUCAAGCCAGAUUUUAACAAGUAUAAGCUUAUUGAACAACCAGCUGGUUAUAUUGUUGGUACUGUUAAUGAAGCUACUCCACAAGCUGAAAUUAAUUAUUUCCAUGGUUCUUAUCAUUGGUCUUAUGAAAGAUUAUUAGCUGUUGCUUUGGUUCCAUUAGCUACUACUCCAUUCAUUUCACAAGUUGAUUUCCCUAUAUUGGAUGCUUUAUUAGCUACAAGUGUCUUGGUUCAUUCACAUAUUGGUUUCACUUCAUGUAUUAUUGAUUAUAUUCCUAAAAGAGUUUAUGGUAUAUGGCAUAAAUUCGCUAGAUAUUUAUUAACCCUCGGUACAACUGUUGGGUUAUAUGGUAUUUAUCAAAUGGAAACUACUGAUGUUGGUUUAACAAAUUUAAUUAAAAAAAUUUGGAAAAAUCCAAAUUAA
Molecule: messenger RNA, 501 nt
Organism: Hansenula ciferrii
Lineage: Eukaryota; Fungi; Ascomycota; Saccharomycetes; Phaffomycetales; Wickerhamomycetaceae
Product: CybS family protein
Exons: 1
Coding region: 1-501 (166 amino acids)
Biological process (GO): tricarboxylic acid cycle; mitochondrial electron transport, succinate to ubiquinone
Cellular component (GO): membrane; mitochondrial envelope
Molecular function (GO): ubiquinone binding; heme binding
Source: RefSeq, a predicted model, not a curated record